AGUUCAACACAAGUUUUUUUCCCUGAAAAGAUUCUGUUGCGAGUUCCGUUAGACUGAAGGAAAAAGGAUCUCAUGAAAACCGAACUAGAGGAUUACAAACGCAACAUCUUCAAAAGCUCGCCUUUUUUUUCACAUGAAUCGUCGCAAACGUUAAUCGUUCUCUCCGGACCGAGAGAGGCAGAGACCCGGAGGAUGAGCUGCGACUGAGCGAUGCUUCGUCGAGACCCUGGAGGACCCAGCCCUGGACACGGCGCCCAGGUCCAGCGGCCGGGCCUGCUCCCGGCCCUGCUGCUCGUGUUCUGCUGGCUGGCCGUGCUGGAGCCCACGCGGACCGGGGAGCAGGGCCCGGGCUGCAGCCCGUGUCCCGGGAACUGUACCUGUCUGCCGGCGGGGCCCCGCGGGCACUGCGGGGUCAACUGCUCUAACAUCGGCCUCAACUGGGCGCCCGCCGCCGCCGACCUCCCUUUGGCCACCAGCGUACUAGAUCUGUCAAAGAACCACAUCUCCUCUCUGGACCCCGGGCUCCUGGAGCAGCUCUCAGACCUCAGGGAGCUGUAUCUCCAAGGCAACAGGAUCAAUGUUCUCCCCAAAGGAGGGCUCUGCUGCGGCCUACUGUCCAUCCUUGAUCUGAGCAACAACCAGAUCAGCAGCAUUGAGUGGAGGGUCUCUGACGGCCUGUGUCACCUGAAACAGAUUGACCUCAGUGGUAACCCGUUCGAGUGCGACUGUAAGCUGUACCGUCUGGUCAGCUGGCUCCAGGAGAAGCUGCGGGUUCAGCGCCCGGACGCCAUGCUCUGCCACCAGCCGGCCGAGCUCCGCGACCAGCCGCUACUCAACGUCAGCCUGCUCACCUGUGGGGUGAACUACGCCGGCUGCCUGGAGGACCGCAGCAGUGGGGCCGGCCGCACCGAGCUGGUCAUCUUCUCCUCCUCGUCCUCCAAGCCGGGGAACUUCUCCCGGGCCGCCUGUAACAGCGUCUGCUUGGCUGCGUCGCAGUUCUACGGCGGGCUAGGCGCGCGCCGCGAGUGUCUCUGCAGCAACAACCUCCAGCCCAACUACAUCAGCGAAUCACAGUGCACGAACGCCUGCUCCAACCCCGCCGUCAUGAAGGAGUGUCAGUGGACGCUGGCUGAGGACGUGUUCGUGGUCAACUUCAACGUCUCCUUGGACCCUCUGCCGCUGCUCAGCGUCCACCACUCCGCCCUAGUCUCAUUGUCCUCCUCCGUCACCCCGGUAACGCUCUCCUGGGACUUCGGUGACCAAUCGCCGCGGGUAAACACCACGGAGACGGACAUCACCAUGGCAACCCAUAAGUAUGGGCUCCCCGGACGUUACGGAGUCAGCCUCAUGGUCUGGGCCGGACAGAAGGAGGUCACGUUGCAGGGGUCUCUGACGGUGACCCUCCCUCCCAGGCUAGAGCUCCACUGUCCCGCUCUCGCCGUCGCCAAUCAGCGCCUCGACAUCCGAUUGGUCAGCUGGGGCUCUGUGGGCGUGGCCGUCGACUGGAGCAUCACCAAGAUAGACAUACAGAUCGCAGAGGCCGCCCCCUACUGCCCCCCAGACGGCCUGCCCCACGGCCCCCCCGCCCGCUGCUACCAGCUGGUCGCGGGGGAGGAGGGCUGGACCGACGCCCGGAGACACUGCCUGGAUAGGGGGGGGGAGCUGGCCGUGGUCCGGGACGAGGAGCUCCAGCGCCUCCUAGCCAAGAGGGUCUCCCAGAAGUGGGCGUGGCUGGGCCUUAGUGACGUGGACAGGGCCCCCCGGGGCCUCUGCCCAGGGCUUGGCCCGGACGGACGCACCACCUCGUACCAGUGCAGCGAUAAGCAGGCCUACAUCUGCCAGUACAACCCCCAGGUUCGCGUCCGCGUCCCAGACUCUGGGGUCUACUCGCUGGGCCUGGCGGUGUUUCCGGUCCAUCACCCCGUCCUCCGCCCCCCCUCUGUCCAGCCCACCGUCCCCCAGCCUCAAGGCGGCAGCAUAGAGCUGCUGCUUCUCCCUGGGCUCAGUGUGCUGCAGCCCGGUCGUCUCUCGUCUCUGGAGUUCCUCUCUGUGGGUCUGAGCUCUGAGACGCAGGUCCUCCUCCAGACCUUCAGACCCCACUGCCACCACCCCGGGCUGCACCUGCUGCUGCCAGGCUGCAGCGGUGCGGUGUGUUCUCCAGUGGCGGUGUGCGUGCCCUCAGACCCCAGCCUCCAGCCCCAGCCGACCCCCUGCCCUCCGCUGCAGCAGUGGUGCCCCUUCCAGGGCCGCUGCCUGGAGCUCUCCAGCCCCUGCCCGCCCUCCUCCAGCCCCAACGCCUCCCAGGCAGGGGCCCCCCCCCCCGGGGCACUGAGGCCACGAUACGCCCUCGCAGACGAGGUGCUGCUGACACUCCCCGCGGGCCCGCCGGCACACGUCCUGGUGAGAGAACAUCUAGAGGACCUGCUGGUGUUCCCCGGUGAUGUCAUCGCCCUGCAGCACGACGCCGGUCCGGGUCGCCUCCUCCACUGCCCCGCCUCCCCGCUGUCUCCAUGGCGACAACCUGUCCUCGCCAUCAACCUAACGGAGUGGUUCUGGGCUCGCGGCGCGGGGGCGGGUGGCGCGGCGGACAGAGACCCCGGAGACCCCGGAGACAGAGGAGACAGAGGAGACAGAGGAGACAGGGACCCCGGAGACAGAGGAGACAGACACCCCAGGGUCGGUCUGGUUCUGGACGUGGAGGCGCUGGUGCAGGACGGGGAGGGGGCCUGGGUGGGGGAGGUGGUCUGCCCCGUCAGGGUGCUCUACGUGGGGCAGGCUGAGACACCACUCCAGGGGGGGCAGCUCUCGGCUGGCCUGCCCGAGACCGGCCUCUACACCAUGCAGGUGAGCUCUGCGGAGCCGGCCUACCAGGUGUCGGCGUCCUGCCCCAUCAGGGUGAUCCCCCCCCUGGGGCUGACAGUGCUCCACCCCCCCCCCCAGAACGGGACCCUGUACCUCACACCCAACGCCAGCCGCCUGCUGCUGAGGGUGGAGUCCCGCUACCCCACGCAGGUCCUCCAGCGCGGCCGCCCGCACCACAGCACCGCCUUCAGCCCGGCCUGCCCUGACGAGUACGCCGUCUGUCCGGGGGGCCCAGAGGCCACCGGGGGGGGCCCCGAGGCCUCCGGGGGGGCCCCCGGGGCCUCCGGGGGGGGGCCCGGUCUGUACGCGGUGCUGGACCUGGGGCUGGGGGCGGGGACCCGGGGGCCGGUCUCCGUGGAGCUCGUCGCCCACAACGAGGUGACGGAGGUGAACCUGACGCUGGCCGUGUGGGUGGAGCGCCCGCUGGGGGGGCUGCUGGUGCUGCCCCAUCCCACCAGCAGGGUGCUGAUGAACUCGGUGCUGAGCUACACGGCCUCGGUGGCAGAGGGAUCCAACCCCACCUUCAAGUGGACGGUGGACGACAAACCCUACUUCACCUACUACAACACCGUGCUCAACGUCAUCUACCAGCACACGGGCUGCUACAAGCUCACGGUGAGGGCCAUGAACCACGUCAGCAGUGUGGUGGAGCACUUCAACGUGACGGUGGACACCUUGAGGCCCAUGGCCGACCUGACGGUGACCGGGGCCCCCGACGUGGUGCAGCAGGGGGCCCCCCAGACCCUGACUGCCGCCGUGGGGCUGGACGCGUCUGUACCGGCCACCUUCAGGUGGUCUUUCGGCGAUGGAGGCUACAAGGAGUUUGAGUUCAAGCCCCCUUAUCCCUCCUCCCUCUUCUGCCCGGACUCUCCCAAUCAAGUGUCUCUGCGGAACAACGUGACUUACAUCUACCCUCAACCAGGAGUGUACAUAGCGCAGGUCUCCGUCUCCAACCGCUACCAGAACAUCAGCCAGCACAUCACCAUGAACGUUUACAGUGUGCUCAACCGCGUAGACAUGGAGACGGUGCCUCCCCUGCUCCUGGCGGGCAAGGCGGCCACCUUCGAGGCCCACGCCUGGCCCUCGCCCUACGGCAUCCACUACACCUGGGACUUCGGCGACGGCUCGCCGGCACGGCAGGGCCGCGAGCGGCGAGUGGCGCACACCUACUCCCAGAGCGCAACCUUCAGGAUCUGCGUCUCGGUGAACAACACCAUCAGCUCCACGGACGCCUGCUUCGACAUGCAGGUGCACGAGGAGAUCGAGGACCUCACCGCGGAGAGCAACUCGCCCACAGAGCUCAACAUGCCGACUGAGUUCGUGGCUCGCCUGGCGUCAGGGAGCAACAUCACCUGGACGUUCUCCUUUGGAGACGGGGAAACGUACACCAGCGCCAAGCCGCAGGCCUCGCAUCACUACGCCAGGGACGGCAACUACACGGUCAACGUGACGGCCAGCAACGCCGUGAGCUCCGGUUGGACCCUCCUGACCGUGCAGGUGUUUGUCUUCCAGGUGUUGGAGGUGAGGCCCUCUGAGUGUGUCCGGGAGCGCCACCCGGUGGCCUUCCAGGCCUGGGUUUCUGGGAACGCCCCCAUGCCCCUCUACCAGUGGAGCUUUGGGGAUGGUGAGACCCAUCAGGGGAAUCAGAAGGUCACGCACACAUACCAGGCCAGUGGGAGCUACAACCUCUCUCUGCACGUCUCCAGUCAGCUCAACAACGCGUCCCAGGCCCUCUUCUCCAGCCGUGUGUGCGUCCAGCCAGCCGUGGCCAACGUCAGCCUCGCUCUGAACAAAACUCACUUCCACGCGGGGGAGGAGAUCCACUUCCACGCCAGAGCUCAGCCGGAGUUUAACUACAGCUACCUGUGGGACUUUGACGCCGGGGACGGCCCCUUGCUAAUCCAUGGUUCUGGGGAGGUUCGGUUCAGCUACGAUAAUCCAGGAACCCACUUAGUGUCCGUCACCGUGUUAAAUAACAUCUCCUCCAGCAACACCAGCAUCCAGUUGGAAGUUCAGAGACUGGUGGGCCAAGUUGUCCUCCAGCAUAAUGGCACAAGGUCCAGUAAUCUGACACUCAAUGAGCCGUACCUCUUCACCACCUCCUCUUCGUCCACUGAAGUCCAAUACACGUGGAGCUUUGGGGACGGGACGGUGUUCGUAGGCCACAGCGUCGUUCAUGCCUACAACCAGUCAGGGGUCUUCAACGUGACCCUGACUGGGAACAACCAGGUGAGCUUGAACCAAACCGCUGUGGCCGUGGCCGUUUUCGCUCCGAUCCGCGGUCUGACACUGAACUCCAGCCAGGUGAACGUCCCCCUCAACACCUCGGUCCACUUUGAGGCCCAGAUGGAGGAGGGAGACGGGGUGAUGUUCUCUUGGAUCGUGUGCGACCGGGGCACCUCUAUCCUUGGCAACCACACCAUGUUCUACACCUUCCGCUCGGUGGGGACCUUCAACAUCACCGUGAUUGCUGAGAACGGCUUGGGGGCGGCCCAGGUGAGCCUGCUGCUCUUUGUACAGCGGGAGCUGGAGGGGCUGGCGGUGGUCGCUGAGGAGGAGACAGGGGGAGGGGGAGGGGGGGGCGGCCCUGGCCUGGAAGGCUGCUGCUUCGCCACAAACCGCGUCCUCCACCUGCAGGCGGUGCUGAAGGAAGGCACCAACAUGUCCUUCACCUGGAACCUAAUCCCGCCCAGCUCGGCAUCCAACCGGACCACUAAGAGCGUAGAGGUCAGCUUACCUGAGCCAGGAACCCUGGACGUGUUCCUUAAGGCGGCGAACCUCCUGGGACAGCUGACGGCCAACAGAACGUUCCAGUUCCUGGACCCGGUCGCUGUGCUCUCUCUGCAGAUCAGUGACAACCCGAUCGCCGUGGACGCCCCGAUGAACCUGAGUGUGGUCGCUUCAGGAGGCUCAGACCUGCAGUACCGCUGGUCGGUGGACGGAGAUGUGAUGCCCUGGAAGGAUCCCUGGGUCGUCCAUACCUUCACCAGCGCUGGACGAAGGGUCGUCAGAGUGGAGGUCUUCAACAAGGUCAGCUCACAGAACGUGUCGGACACGGUCAGCGUCCAGGAGGUCAUCACAGACCUGUCGUUCACAGCCACUAACGUCAUAGACGUUAUUGGCAAGAAUUAUGUUCCGACGGCGGUCAACGUCUCGCUCAUAGGGAGCAUUCUGACAGGAAGUGAUGUCACCUGGGUGUGGCUGCUGCCGUGCGGAACCGAUGCCAGGAGGCAGAGCUCGGUCAUCUUCUCUGAGCCAAAGACGACCACCAUCACCCUGAACGCCACCAACGACCUCAGCGGGCAAGCCUUCUCCAGAGAAUUCAUUGUCCAGGAGAAGAUCCAGGGGCUGGAGCUGAAGGUCAGUGAGAAAACUAUUGCGGUCGGAAAGCCGGUGGAGUUCACCGUUUCCAUGGCAGCGGGCUCCGACGUCAGCCUCAUCCUCAGCAUCAGUGGAGACGCCACGGUCACCCCCGACCUGAACAAGACCUACGUCCAUAAAUUCAGCCGAGUGGACACCUACAUGGUCAACCUCACCGCCCAUAACCAGGUGAGCUCUAAGAGACACAACCUCCAGAUCCAGGUGAUGGAACCGGUCCAGGGGCUGAGCAUCCUGGACUGCUGUGACGCCGCCAUCCCUGUGGGGGUGAAGAGGACCUAUGUGGCCAGCAUCGUGAAGGGCAGACCGGUGCACUACCUGUGGACCUUUGACCUCCACCACCUCCGUGGUGGAGGUCAUCAGGCGGCUCACAUGAGCCAGGAGGUCACCUAUACCCCCGAAGAGGCCGGCUCUCUCACCAUCUACCUCAGCGCCUUCAACACCCUGCACCGCCUCAACAUCACCAAGCAGAUCCUGGUCCAGAACCUCCUCCGAGAGGUGGCGCUGGCUGCGUUCCCCCUCGACACCUUCAUCAACAAGACGGUGGCCCUGGUGGCGUCCGUAGCUCCCAGGGCCACGACGCUGCAGUGCUCAUGGGACUUUGGAGAUGGAACCGGCCACCUUCUCACCAACUCCACCACCGUGGGUCAUGAGUACGGCCAGCGUGGACAGUUCCUAGUCACCGUGAACUGCAGUAACCUGGUGAGCUGGGGCGUGGCCAAGGUCCAGGUGAACAUCAGGGUGUUGGGGUGCGAGGAGCCGGAAGUGCAGGUGGUCCAAGCCCCCCGACUUGCCAUCUGGGUGGCCCAGCCCACGCUGGUGGAGGCCAGCGUGGACCUGAAGGGCUGUGUCCGCUACGGAGCCCAGUACCUCUGGCAGGUCCUCUCCACCCCCCGCUGUGAGGACCAGGACCCCCACGCACCCCCCUAUCAGAGGACGGUCUCAAAGCACCCCGUCUCCGUCGCCCCCCUCCCGGCGGAGGUGGACGUCCGCCGGCUGCAGCUGUCCAUACCCAAGAUGGUGCUGGGGGCGGGGAACUACAGCCUGGUGUUCUCCCUGUCCUACGAGGGAAUCCCGCUCAGGAAGGCGGCCUGUCUGCAGCUCAGCGUCAUGGCGGCCAGUCUGGUUCCCAUCAUUGAGGGAGGAACCUACCGUGUCUGGUCCAGAACUCAGGACCUGCAGCUGAGCGCAGAGCAAUCCUACGACCCCAACAUGGAGCCAGAACGCCAAGCUCUGCUGCACUACCACUGGGCCUGUCAGAACACCUCCAAGGGCGCGGCCCACUGCUCCAGUCUGACCUUCGGUCUGGGCCCCAGGGGUCCGGUGUUGGGCAUCUCAGGCUCGGAGCUGGAGGCGGAGGUGGAGUACACCUUCAGCCUGACGGUCUCCAAGGAGGGGAUGGAGCCGCAGUCCUCCACGCAGACCGUGCGUGUGCAGAGCGGCCACAUCCCCAUGGUGUACCUGGAGUGUGUCUCCUGUAAGGCCCAGUCGGUGUACGAGGUCAGCCACAACUCCCACGUCUCCCUGAAGGGAACCUGCUCCAACUGCCAGGGCCCGACCCGCUGGCGCUGGACGGCCAGUCGUCAUGGUAACCAGAGCCUGGUGCUGGACUCCUCCUCCACCACCACGGGGAGGGAGGGUCUGAACCUGGUCCUGAAACGGGGCGUGCUGCGUCACGGCCACGCCUACAUCUUCACGCUGCAUGUCACCGACGGCAACCUGGACGGGGAGGGGGCCGCCUCCAUCACGCUGUGGCCCAACAUGCCCCCCUCAGGGGGGCGGUGCCAGCUGAGGGUGCUGGGGGGCGGAGCCGGGGCGCGGGGAGGAGCCCAGCGGACCCCCGGGGACCCCGGAGCUGAGGUCUGGCGGAUCCGGACUCUGGUGGACCAGGUUCACUUCAACUGCUCAGGCUACAGCGACGCCGGCCCCUCGGAGACCCCCUCGGGGACCCCCUCGGGGACCCCCCUCCUGUACUCCCUGCUGGUGACGCGGUGCCGGGAGGAAGUGUGCGAGGACUUUGUGGUGUACCGCGGGACCAGCCCCGAGCACGCCGCCUACCUGCCCCCGGGCUUCGCCGCCGCCCGCCACCGGCUGGCCGUGUCGGUGACGGUGGAGGACCACCAGGGGGCGGCCAUCACCGCGCUGAACAGGUCCAUGGAGGUGUUGCUGCCGGACCCGCCCCCUGGCUACAGCAGCCUCCCCCAUUGGCUGGCUGAGCUGACGGGCAGCAGACUGAUGGAGCUGCUGAAGCAGGGAGACUCUCAGAGGGUGAGGGAGAUGAGCCUGGCCCUCAUCACCGCACUCAACGAGUACGAACACACCCGGGGCCGGGCGCUGGUGUCCCUCUCCGAGCGCUCGUACCGCGCCAGCGUCCGCAGCAACAUCACCCGCGCCCUGACGGCCCUGGACCUCAGCACGGUCAGCGACAUCCAGCAGACAUCGGCCACGCUGGCCCAGUGCACGGCGGUGAGCCGGGACUUCGUCUGUGAGGAGUGUCAGAACUCCACGCUGAACAAGCUGGAGUCGAUGCUGGAGAUCCUGCAGAGCGACACGCGGCAAGGGACGGUCACGCCCACCGAGAUAGCAGACAACAUCCUCAACAUCAUGGGUGACCUCAUCCACCAGGUCAGCCAGUCCUCCCAGCAGCCGGACCCCCCCCUCUCAUCCCCGGUGUCCUCCCCCUUGGCCCCGCCCCCGGAGGGGUCCUCCUCGGAGGCGGGCGGGGCCUCGGAGGCGGGCGGGACCUCGGAGGCGGGGCCCCUGGGCGUGGCGGCGCGGGCCUACGGGCUCUCGGCGGUGCUGCUGCUCAUCCUGAUGCACGGCCGCGUGCUGAACGAGGAGCCGCUGGUCCUCAGAGGGGCCGAGAUCGCCGCCACGGGCAAACUCACCGACCCCCAGAGCCUGCUGUGUUACCAUGACAACGACAGCCCAGAGUGCCGCCGCUUCUCCAUCCCCCGAGCGUUUAACAGCAGUCUGGGCAGAGCUGCUGCAGGGAACAGCGUCAUGCAGCUGCUGUUUCAGGUGGAGCCCAACCCCUUCCCCUUCAACUACGUCCCUAACUACACCGUUUCCACGGAGGUGGCCUCCAUGGAGUUCCGGACGCAGAACGGGACUCAGAUCCCCAUCUCGGGUCUGGACGACAGCCAGGCCAUCACCGUUGCCGUUAAUAACGGCACUGUGGGCGGAGGAGGAGGGGGGGUGGCGGACGGAUGGGCGGAGCCCCCCAGGAGGGCGGGGGUCCCUACCGCCGGCGCCGCCAACAUCAGCCGCUGUGACUCCGUCAUCGUCCGCGUCAGCACGGGGAACGCCAACCGGCAGGCGGGUGUGUUCGUCACGCUCAACUUCACCGCCCGGCACGAUGACAGAGAGGGCGUAGCGUCUGAGGAAGAGGAGGAGGAGGAGCCCUUCAUCACGACCUACCUCCACUCCCACCCGCUGCCCAACGAGUUCAACUGCACCGACAGGAAGAGGAUCACCCUGAGCCAGACCCGGGGGCACCAGCCCGACCACAGGAAGUACACCGUCUUCCUGUCCCCGGAGACCUACGACACCACCCUGGACUACUUCAUCAACGUGACGACGCCCUGCUCCCCGGGGGGGGCGGGCGUCCUCUUGGAGGUGGGCGUGUUCGCCUCGCUCUGCCAGUACUUCAGUGAGAGCGAGAAGCAGUGGCGUACCGACGGCAUGGUGCCGCUGGCCGCCACCAACGCCAGCCGCGCCGUCUGCCGCACGCGCCACCUCACCGCCUUCGCAGCCGGCCUCUUCGUCCCGGCCAACGCCAUCAGCUUCAUCCUGCCGGAGAGGUCCGGGGCCCCCAGCCUGGUGGCCCUCCUGGUGUGUGUGCUGGGGCUGCUGAGCCUGGGUGUGGCGGGGGCCGUGCUCCACAAGCUGGACCAGCUAGACCUGCGGCGUGCGGCCGUGGUGCCGCUCUGCGGCCGCGACGGCCUCUUCAAGUACGAGGUCCAGGUGAAGACGGGCUGGAGCCGCGGCGCAGGCACCACCGCCCACGUGGGCGUCGGCCUGUACGGCCGCGAGAGCCGCAGCGGGCACCGCCACCUGGACAGCAAGGGCUCCUUCGCCCGCAACGCGCUGGACAUCUUCCACGUCGCCACGGACACCAGCCUGGGCAGCCUGUGGAAGAUACGAGUCUGGCACGACAACAAGGGUCUGUCCCCGGCCUGGCGGCUGCAGUACGUACUGGUCAGAGACAUGCAGACGGGCAGCAGCUACUACUUCCUGGUGGAGGAGUGGCUUUCGGUGGACAACGAGAAGACGGACGGCCGGGUGGAGGUGGAGGUGGAGGCCACCGACGAGGCCUGUCUGCGUCGUGUUCCCCACCUGCUGGGCUACGAGCUGCAGCGGGCGCUGUGUGAGUCCCACCUGUGGCUGUCGCUGUGGGAGCGGCCGGCCCGCAGCCCCUUCACCCGCCUGCAGAGGGCGACAUGCUGCGCUCUGCUGCUGCAGCUCUGCCUGCUGGCCAACGCGCUGUGGUACGGCACGGUGGUGGACCAGCGAUACAGCCCGCGGGCGGCGUCCGGCCGGCUGAGCCUAUCCUGGGACGCGUUGUGGGCGGGGCUUGUCAGCUGUGCGGCCGUCUAUCCGCUGUACCUGCUGCUCUUCACCGUGUUCAGGAUGAGCCGCAGCAAGUGUGUGUCUGUAGAGCAGAUCCCAGACCAGGCGGAUCAGCAGUCGGUGGAGAUCGAUGACUUCCUGGACGCCUCCAUCGGGGGCAGCUCCUUCCUGUUCCUCAACGGCGUCCACGACGAGACGAACUCUGAAGAGACCAACGUUGACUUCCCGUCUCCGUCCAACAAGAGUGUGGACAGCUGGACGCUGGCCGAUCAGGAAGAGACAGACGACCGAGAGGAUUGGCCGGAGAUGGUGAGCGACGUGUCGGUGAUUGGUGGAGCCGGCCUGGGGGCGGGGCUACCCCGGCUGAAGAGGGGUCAGGGCAGCAGGCACCUCGGCGUAGACAUGACCUUUAACCCCGACGACCCACAAGGACAACGCCACAAACACUUCACCUCCUCAGAUGAGGACCUGAUCAAGCACAUCCUGACGGACGGACAGACGUUCUUCCCUCAGCCGGACGAGAGCGAGAUGGCCGACCUGUCGAGUAUUUUCGGAGACAAGACGGAAGUGAUUCUCCUGCAGAGGAUGAGCGACACCCAGCAGCCAGGAGGCUUCAGACGAGACCCCCCGAAGACCGCCUUCACCUCCAACACAGUGGUCACAGACGUCUGUCGUCCGCGGCGACUGCCUCCUUGGUGCGGGCGCGCCGCCCUAUGGGGCAGCUGGGCGGGCAUCCUGCUGGCCAAUGGGGUGACGGCGUGGGCGGGCUACGGGUUCAGCCAGGGCGUGGCCAUGAUGUGGCUCAUCUCCUGUUGCUGCAGCUUCCUGUGUUCCUGCUUACUGCUGGAGCCCCUGAAGGUGGUUUGUGAGGCGGUGUACUGGGCGGUGUGCGUGCGGCGGCUACGCCCCGAGGCCCAGGACGUGCUGGUGGAUUUCCCGCGGGUGGAGCGGGUGGUGCAGCGCGUUUCCCGGGUCCGCCCCCCCCAGGGGUUCGCCCUGUCCCAGGCCCGGCACCAGGCCCGCAAGGUCACCAUGCUGCACUCCAUGCUGAAGAACUUCCUGUUCUACAUGUUCUUCCUGCUGGUGGUUCUGCUCCUCAACUACUCCGACACUGCCAAGGACACACACAGCCUGCGCCUGCGCACACAGCUGGAGCGCACACUGCUCACGCCCCACUACCACAACAUCAGCAGGCGAGAGGACGUCCUCCGCUGGCUGAAGGCCUCCCUCUGCCCGCGGCUGCUCAACAGCGCCGCCCUGCUGGCCGACACCGGCACCGUCCUACUGGGCACACUCAGACUGCGCCAGCUCACAGACCCACAAGACGGAGCUCAGAUCAGUUCCAACGGGGGUUUGCUGGGGGGGGGCGUGUGGGCCAUGAGGGCCCCUGACCUCCUGACCUCCGACCCCCGGUCUGCUCUGGACCAGCAGGGGUCCCCUGGGGGGGAGGUCUCGGUCUACCAGCUCAACCGGACCCUGGAGCAGGCCUUAGCCACCAUAGACCAGCUGCAGCAGAACCAGUGGCUCAGCCACAGAACACGGGCCCUGGUUGUGGAGUUCGGUCUGUACAACACCAACACUGACCUGCUGGCCGCUGUCUGCUUCCUGUUUGAGUUCCCCGUCUCUGAGCGCGCUCAGUCCAGCCUCGACCUCCCGGUCGUGCGCCUCUGGCCAAUCGAGGAGCUCGACCUCCAGCUGCUGCUGACGGUCGUGCUGUUGGGCCUGGUGCUGUACUUCCUGGUGAGGGGGGUUGUGGGCGUGGUGCGUGAGGGGCGUGGCUACCUGCUGUGUGUGUGGCGUCUGCUGGGCGUGGCCCAGCUGGGCGUGGCCAUGUGCGUGUGCGCGCUCCACCUGAGCCGCUGCACAGGCGCCCGGCGGGCCUGGGGCCGGUACCUCCGUCACCAGGGCGACGCCUUCACCGACUUCCUCCCGCUGGCCAAUCAGAGCCGGGCCUACACCAACAUGGCCGCCCUGCUGCUCUUCGUCCUAGUGCUGAAGGCCUCUCACCAGUUGCGGUUCCUGCGGGAGUGGGCGGUGUUCGGCCGUGCUCUGCGCCGCUCUGUCUCUGAGCUGCUCUGUGUGUCUCUGGCCUCGCUGCUGCUGCUGCUGGCCUACGCACACACAGGACACCUGCUCUUCUCCUCCGGGCUGGACGGCUACGGCAGCGUCGGCGCCGCCUGUCUCUCGCUGCUGAGUGCGGGGGGGCGGGGCUUGUUGCCGUGGCGCCCCGCGGAGACGCCGGCAGGCCCGGCGAGCUCUGUGUGGGCGCUGGCCUUCGCGGGGAGCGCGGCGGCGCUGCGGCUGCUGGCGCUGUGGCUGGCGGCGGCCGUGCUGAUGAGGAACUACCGGCGGGCGCGUGCCGAGCUGCAGCGGCCGCCCGCCGACCUGCAGGACCACGAGAUGGUGGAGCUGCUGCUGCGCCGCCUCAAGAUGUGGCUGGGCCUGAGCCGCGCCAAGGAGUUCCGCCAUAAGGUCCGCUUCGAGGGCGUGGCCCUGCCCCCGUCACGCUCCUCCUCCACCAGCGACUGCCAGUCCCUCUGCUUGCCCCCCCUGGAGGGGCCCGAGUCCCCCAGCCCCGACGCCGGCUCAGAGGCCUCCUGGUGCCCCCCCCCGGGGCCCCGCGGCCUCACCGAGCCCCCGGGGCCCCGCGGCCUCACCGAGCCCCCGGGCCCCGGGGGCUCGGUGGGCGGGGCCGGCUGGAGGGAGCGGGCGGAGACGGAGGCGUCGCUGCGGAGGCUGCUCCCCACCCUGGACGCCCUGCUGCAGCAGCUGGAGCGCGUCACCAUGGCGACGGAGGAUCUGUUCCACACGGAGGUCCGUCUGGAGCGCGCCCGGAGGAGGGGGAGGGACCGGACCCCCGCGGGGAGGGAGGGGGAGGAGGAAGCCCCGCCCACAAAGACCCUCCUCACACACCUGCUCCCCUCCAAGGUCAGCCCCCUCUCCCCCCACACCCCCUCCCCCUGA
This is a messenger RNA of Gadus chalcogrammus (walleye pollock), 13776 nucleotides long. RefSeq names its product polycystic kidney disease 1a (gene pkd1a). Gene Ontology annotation, cellular component: membrane. The transcript has 56 exons. Gene Ontology annotation, molecular function: protein binding. Gene Ontology annotation, biological process: kidney development. Bases 211 to 13776 code for a protein of 4521 amino acids. The record is from RefSeq and is a predicted model, not a curated record. Lineage: Eukaryota; Metazoa; Chordata; Actinopteri; Gadiformes; Gadidae.